AUGACCUUCCAACUGAAAACCACAGCUCAUCUCCUCGACCUGCACUGCACUGUAGGCCUGAUGGACUGGGACAUGGACAAGGAGCUGAAACUGGCAACAACCACCGACCAGUUUUACCACGAUGACAACCUGAAUGAUCAGUACAUGGUCCAGAGGCCUCCUGCAAGAGCCUCGAGAAGAAAAGAUGAAUUCAUUUUUUACGAUAAAACAUCAGACACCUUUGUGAAGCCAAACCUGUGGCUGAUGGUGAAUCCUAACAUCGUCUGCCCGGUCCAGUACGGAGCAGCUCUGCAGACUCCCUGUGGACCUGCAGGGGAAAUCCAAACACCUGCUGAGACCCAACAUCCACCUGCAGCAGAGCUCCACAUGUUUGCCCCUGAUGAAGCUCCUCUCCAGGAGGAACUGCUGCACUCAGUGUCCUCCUCCACUGAAUACAUGAUCAAGAAUGAAGACGUCUCCUGUCGACCAGCCAGGAACAGAUGCAAGGGGAGGACAACCAAAGCCAAGGACACUAAGGCCGUGAAGCCGGGAUGCUGGCCUCGUCCACCGGUGAAUUACUGCACCCUCAUCGCCUUGGCGCUCAAGAGCAGCCACGCUGGGAGCCUCAAAGUCCAGCAGAUUUACAACUUCAUCAGAGAGCACUUCCCCUUCUUUCAGACGGCUCCGGACGGCUGGAAGAACACGAUCCGACACAACCUGUGCUUCAACAGCAGCUUCCGCAAAACCUGCAACCAGCUGGGCAGAGAUGGGAAGAGGAAGUCGUGCUUUUGGCACCUGACUCUGGACGGCCAGCGCCGGCUGGAUGACGAGAUCCGCAUGUUGACAGGAGAAUCCCUCAAGCGGCUGGAGAAGAGCAUGUGCCACCCAGAUAAAAUUCAGAGUUUAAUUGCACUGUGACGGCAGUUGAAAAAGUCUCAGUGCAUAAUUAAACUUAAGACGCAG
Seriola dumerili (greater amberjack) is the source of this 942-nucleotide messenger RNA. RefSeq names its product forkhead box protein N5-like (gene foxr1). Gene Ontology annotation, cellular component: nucleus. Gene Ontology annotation, molecular function: sequence-specific double-stranded DNA binding; DNA-binding transcription factor activity. The record is from RefSeq and is a predicted model, not a curated record. The transcript has 7 exons. The coding region runs from base 1 to 897 and encodes 298 amino acids. NCBI's taxonomy places the organism in Eukaryota, Metazoa, Chordata, Actinopteri, Carangiformes, Carangidae. Gene Ontology annotation, biological process: regulation of DNA-templated transcription.